Molecule: messenger RNA, 1668 nt
Organism: Spodoptera litura
Lineage: Eukaryota; Metazoa; Arthropoda; Insecta; Lepidoptera; Noctuidae
Product: EF-hand domain-containing family member B
Source: RefSeq, a predicted model, not a curated record
UAAAACAACGUCAAGAUGACAUAAACAGCUUACAACAUUUUUUGUGAACAAUAUUUUUAUUAUGUUUUAGUUAAACGUACUAAUAAUGCCUAAAGAAUGUCCUAAACCUAUUACCUCAGGAGGUAAAGGAAAUCUUGGGAAGUUUAUAGAACGGGAUUCGAGGGUAUUUGCUGCUGGUGUCCCAACGGCUCAGGCAGACGAGAGUGUGAAAGACGCUUUGCAACAUUAUCUGCUCAAAGAUGAAGUUGACGCUCUAUUGAGUGACGCGAUCAUACCAACACCUAAACCACCUCCUCUCCCACCAUUACGUCAUCCAAUACCCUUAGAUAAGCGGCAUGGGGGCCUCUGUGGGCAAGUUCAUGCUCUUAUUAAUCCACCCACCAAAACAAAAUUUCAAAGCAUAGUAGAUGACUUAAAAGAAACUUCUUAUACAUCGUACUGGAACAAACCACUUGGAAGAGUGAAAGAUCCAGUUCCAAUGUUUCCGGCGGGGUAUGAUAUCGAAGGAACAACUUAUGGCAAAAAAUUGGAUACUACACAGCCACUAUACGAGUUUUUAUUCCCGAAAGAACCAAUACCUGAUAAAACACCUCACUCAAAACAGGCUGGCGUCCAGGUAGAUCAUAAAUAUUGCGCACCCCCUUUUAACAAAGACUUGACAUACGGACACCGUUCCUGUAUAGAUAAACGUGGUAUAUAUGCUCGGUGUUGUCUUACUGAUGAUGCAAUUAUGAACGGAAUAGCACAUAGGUUUAUACUCAAUUCAAUCGAAGCAAAUUACUUAGAUACUCAUCAUGCAAGAAUGGGCCAGGUACUAGCUCCGAACAAAAACAUUACUGCAGUUCCCAAAGACCACGCUUUUGGUAAGGUCUCUCCUUCCGAUAACUUACCAGAAUGUCUUACUUUCUGUGAGAUAAACAAAGGAUUGGAUUUCUUUAGAUCGUGUUUUAAGCAUCUGAAUACCGUACGAAAGGGCUUGUCUAAAAGGAUACUACCAAGUUUUUAUCGCAAGUUUUACUUUGAACUUAAAUAUUUUGAUAAAGAAAAGAUUGGCUGGCUACCGAAAGAAAUAGUGUAUAGAUUAUGUGGGGCCCAUUUAAUUCGAUUCGAUUACCACCUGAUAGAGCCUCUUUUAUCAACAUGGGGAGCAUUUGACGGUUCUAAAAUUAAGUAUGAAAUAUUAGUUCAAAUUUUUGAUUAUAGAGAACCUCUUCCUGAUGUCCCUAAAAUACCUGACGUAUCAGAAGAUUGUCUUGAUUUUCGAACUACUUAUUCUGAAAUGGUAAAACCAGGGCAGCCGCUGGAUACUAGACGAAUGGCUGGCUUACCCUCAGGUCGAUAUUUUGAUUUGAAUUACCCCAUAACCCCUGAUAGAAUGAGUAAAGCAGAUAUUAUUUGUCUUCCACAAGAGAAUGAUGCUAAAGCGUGUUUAUCACCAAGCGUGUUGACGCAUUUCUUUGUCUCGCAUCGAGAUAUGUUCCAAAAAAGAGAACCAGAUGUCGUUAGAAGAGUUUUUGAGGCGUCUGGAGAAAAGUUUACAGAUGAAGGAUUCAAUAGGAUUUGGGAAGAAGCUAAAAAACAUCAUUCAGAAGGUUGGGUCUGUUUCGAAACAUUUCGACAGGCAAUGGAAAACUAUACCGAGCAUAAGUGAAGAGAAACCAAAAGUUG